Myxocyprinus asiaticus (Chinese sucker) is the source of this 3757-nucleotide messenger RNA. Its product is annotated as nuclear factor of activated T-cells, cytoplasmic 1-like. Gene Ontology annotation, molecular function: DNA-binding transcription factor activity, RNA polymerase II-specific; RNA polymerase II cis-regulatory region sequence-specific DNA binding; transcription factor binding. The record is from RefSeq and is a predicted model, not a curated record. Gene Ontology annotation, biological process: cytokine production; calcineurin-NFAT signaling cascade; regulation of transcription by RNA polymerase II. The transcript is spliced from 10 exons. Gene Ontology annotation, cellular component: transcription regulator complex. Bases 120 to 2555 code for a protein of 811 amino acids. NCBI's taxonomy places the organism in Eukaryota, Metazoa, Chordata, Actinopteri, Cypriniformes, Catostomidae.
GCAUGAACUUCCUCAAAACGCUACACACAUACACACACUGUCCAUGAACACAUCUCCAUUCACCUGCUGAAGACUUCACGCUACUGCACGAGUUCAGUCACAUUCUGAACAUCAUCAUCAUGCAGUCAUCUGCAGCAGAGGAUGCUUUUCCCUGCCCUUCCAUUGUGAGCCUGUCUCUGCCUUUACCUGUGGAAAACCCUUGUUUGGCCACUCAAUACCACAGUUUGCAGUCGAGUCCUGUGAUCGCUGUUGACCAAAGGGAGGAGGCCAUGGCCUCUGAUUACUAUCUCUCCCAUGGCCUCCAGUCUAAUGGUGCGUUCCCUCUGGACAGCCCACGUAUCGAAAUCACCUCCUAUGGACAUUAUCCAAAGGAGGAGGUGGGAUGGACGAGUGCGACUAAUCCCAUGGCCAAGCAAAUCAAUAUAGUGACGACUCUGACCCUGCCCAGCGCCGAUGCAUACCGAGACCCGAACUACCUCAGCCCAGCCAGCAGCCUCUCAUCUCGCAGCUGUAACUCGGAUACCUCCUAUGAAUCAGGCUUCUACAACUAUGACAACUCUCCCCAGAACUCACCCUGGCAGUCACCCUGUGUCUCACCCAAAGGGCCCUUUUCUGUGUCCUCCUGCCCUCAUGCAGCAGCCUCCAUUGCUUCCCCUCGCCACUCGCCCAGUGAAGACGGCUGGACUGGGCCCCCGUUUGGUUCCAGGUCCAAUUCUCCUUCCUGCAGUGUUGGAGGCCAAAGCAAGAGGAAGUACAGUUUCAGCAGUGGCUUCCCCGGGCCGACGUAUUACUCUCCCGGCCAAUCACCUGUACCUUCCCCGCAAGGCUCUCCGCAACCCAUCGUGGCCGAUGAUAAAUGGAUGAGCAACACAAACCGGUACACUAACUCUGCCAUUGUUGAUGCGAUCAAUGCCCUGAGCACGGAUGGCUCAGGUGACCUGGAUAAUGGCGUACCCUUGAAGUCUCGCAGGACCUGCCUUGAGCAGAACCCCUCUUUGAGUCUGAAAGCAGAAUCUGUGGAAGAAAACACAGGCCAUGACGUCUACAGCAACUGCACCCAAUGGUCCUUCAAACAGGAGAGUUACUGCUCUGACUAUUUGGGUGUGCCACAACACCCCUACACCUGGAUCAAAGCCAAGUCCUGUGUCAGUCUGCCUGUUCUGCCUCUGGACUGGCAGCUUCCAUCCCAUUCUGGUGCAUACAGCCUGCAGAUCGAAGUUCAACCCAAAUCUCACCACCGAGCCCAUUACGAGACAGAAGGCAGCCGGGGGGCAGUGAAGGCCCACUCAGGCAGUCACCCAGUGGUGCAGCUUUAUGGCUACAUGGAGACGGAGCCUCUCACCUUGCAGCUGUUCAUCGGGACCGCAGACGACCGACUGCUGCGACCCCACGCCUUCUACCAGGUCCACCGUAUCACCGGCAAAACCGUCUCCACUGCCAGUCACGAGGUCCUGCAGUCGAACACCAAAGUACUGGAGAUCCCUUUACUGCCUGAGAACAACAUGAGAGCCAUAAUUGACUGCGCAGGCAUUUUGAAACUGCGUAACUCAGACAUCGAGCUGCGGAAGGGAGAAACAGACAUUGGUCGCAAGAACACUUGUGUGAGGAUGGUGUUUCGUGUCCACAUCAGUCAACCCAACGGGAGCACAGUGUCUCUUCAAACGGCAUCCAGCCCCAUUGAGUGCUCGCAGCGCUCCGCACAGGAGCUGCCCCUGCUGGAGAAACACAGUUUAGACUGCUGCCCUGCCGAAGGGGGCCGGACGAUGCUCCUGAGAGGACAUAACUUCCUGCCAGUCUCCAAGGUGAUGUUUGUGGAGAAAGCUCUAGAUGGGCAUCAUUUGUGGGAAACUGAAGCAAAAGUAGACAAGGAUUCUUUCACAUCCACAUCACUGGUUGUUGAAGUUCCUCCGUACCGGCAUCAGCAGAUCUCUGGCCCGGUGCAGGUCAGUUUCUACGUGUGCAAUGGCAAAAGGAAACGGAGUCAGUAUCAACGCUUCACCUAUCUUCCCUGUGGUGCUCCUGUAAUAAAGAGUGAGCCAUUUGAUAACAGUGAGCUGGUGAGGAGAUCGGCAGGAUCAGGGCUGUCUUACUGUCUCAAGCAGAGACGGACUGAUGCUGGUGUUGUAGGGGAACACGGUCCCAGCAUCCCGCAGUCCACCCGCUCCAGCACUGAACUACAUGAUCUGUCCCCUGCAUCUUUCACCAAGUGCCUCAACAAUCUCACCGACCGCUCUCUAAACUGCGGCAUGAACUCUCUGCCAAACACUUUCACACACACUGCCCGAUCUCACUCUCCCAAGCACUCAUGCUACAGCACCCUCCAGCCUCAGGGCAGUUCUGAUGUCAGCGACCCUACUGAUCCUCGUUUGUAUUGCAGAUGUAGUCCUUACCGACCCACUGCUGGUACGGCACAGCACCAGUGCAGCUCCGACAGCCCCCCUGCACUCAGCAGCAUCAAACGAGAGUCACAGGAGCUUGACCAGAUGUACCUGGAUGAUGUAAACGAGAUUAUAAGAAAUGAUUUGUCAAGCAUCUCAGCUCCCAGUCACACAUAGAUUCCCAUCCAGAUGAAGAGAGGAACUUUGAACAUCUCAUGGACCUGGACUGGAUCUAACUGAACUGGAAAUGAAAGGGGGUAUUUACACUUGGUCACUUCAUGUGUUUUUACUGAUUGGAUAGUUAUCUGAUCAUGCAAAGACCAAGUGUAAAUGCCCUUCAAGAUCAAUUAAAGACAGAUAGUGCCGCAUUCCAAGUGGAACUUUGUAUGAAUGUGUCUGGUUGUUCAAGCCACAUAUGUAAACUUUACUCCUCCCAAACGGCACUACGUCAGCAUAGAGAAAAAUUUAAAAAUGCAUGAAGUGCAAAUGCCCCCAAACUCAUGACCAAACAUCUCGUGUGAACAGCCAUAAAUCCAAAGUCUAUAAUCUAACACCUCAUGUAAAAAAAAAAUAUAUAUAUAUAUAUAUUUUAUUAUUUGUUCUUGCCUUAAAUGUAAUUGCUCUUCCAAAGACUAAAGGAGGCUGUUUGUGUGACUGCAGAGUUUGCACAUGUGUUUUCUGGUAUGCAGGAUAAAGGUGGUUUGGCAUGUCGGUCCACUAUCAGUGGUGCCUUGUAUCAAGCUUAGAGCCACAUGAAGUUUACCAUCUACCGUGAAGUCAAACAAAUCAGCUGACCUUUGCGUUUAAUCAAAAGUUUGCUUGAGACACAUUUUGGACAGUGAUGAUUGAAAAUACUUUUAAAAUGCCACUUAUAACCAAAUAUAAUGAUUUCUCUGGAAUGCUACUUAAACUGUUGCUAGAACGCUCUAGAUAUGUCUUACCUCACUAUUGCUUUAGUUUCUCCACUGCAUUUGUACUCUACACUUCUACCUCCCUUUUGCCUUACUGCUCUCUGCCUUUCUUUUACAUAUGAAUUUUAUUACCUGAUGUUUUUAUUCAGACAUUAUAUAACUCAUGUAGAUUUAUACACAUGCAAUCAUAUCUCCAUUGUAGUUAACUAAUGUGUACACUUACUUAAAAUUCCUGAUCUUGCUUGACCUGUGCAUAUGUAAACUUUAUCUCUCAAACAACAAUAAGGUUUGAAUGAGCUGAAUUGUGAAAUGGCUGUUUGAAAUAUUCAGUUAAUUCUGUUGUUCAAUGCUGUUUGACCUGAAUACAUGAAUGUGUGACUUUAAUAUGAAAUAUUUAUGAAAUUCAUGUUGUAUGUUUGCAGUAGGCUUUCAAUAAACAUAUAUGCAAUAAAAAACAAUAAUACAUUA